AUGGCCUGGGUAGCUGUUCGAAAGAACAAAACGUCUCCAACCAAAUCUCCACCGAAGAAGCGUCGUGAUACGAAACCCACUCUGGAUUUCUGCAGAUCGGCUGGUCGUUCUUUCUUUGCAAAGAACAAUCAGGACUCCGAGCUGAUGAACGACGGAGACUUAUCCUCCAGUGAAGAUCAUGAUGCUACGACGAGCAAACCUGGAGCUCAGAAAGGUGGAAAGGGAACCAGCAAGAACAAAGUCCGUUUCAGCAACGGGUCAUCCGCUGCAGACGCAAUUGACGUAGAUGCACUCCUGGACGGCCAGCCCCAAGAAGAAAAGAAGCCAGCCGCGAAGAAGACUGGUGGGGGACCUGGAAAGUGUCGCAAGAAGAGGGAAUCCACACCCUUCUUUACCAAGAAGAAACCCCCACCGUUCGCGUCCAUUCCACUGCCAAGCAGCUCCGGAUCUGACUCGGACACCGACUCGUCCGAUGACAGUAGCUUAGACGAAAUUUACAAGGAGUUGGCAAAGAAGAAGACCGUGCAGCGAAAGAGGAGGACUACCAAGAACAGGGGGGCACCUUCCCGUUCCAAGAAGAAGCCAGGAAAGAAAAGUGACGACACCCCAGAGAAGUGGAAGGAUCGAAAGCAACGUGCCAAAGAACGUCACGAAGAGAGAAAAGAGGAGAGAAAGAAGAAGAAGGCGGAAGCAAAGGACGAGGAAAUCGAGGAAUCCAUUACUCCACCAAUGACUGGAGUGAAACCGAAGUAUUGGAAGAGUUCGUCUGACUGGGAACAAGGUGCAAGACUACGUAACUGGAAGUCGGCAUCCACAACCUACUCUCGUAUGAAUGGGUUUCCCGGUGCCAAGGCGAUUCAGACCGUUCUGGAAACCGCCGCAGAUGAGAGUGGAAAAGCCCAACUCCGUGGCUACAGAGUCUCAUCUCCUACACUAGCACCAGCUGACAAGGCCUCUAGGGAUGCUAUUGUGAAAGCGGCAACUACAGUUAUCCUGAAACUGGCUAAGGCGUCCAUUAUCCGCAUGUUCCGUGAUGAUCCAUCUCUCAUUUACUACUUUGUUGAUGUGAGUGCAGCCGGCGUCCGCAACACAGACCGGCCCCCCUCUCCUGUCCACAAUGCCAUUGCUGCCACUAUGGGAGCCAUCAUGGACAUGUUUGAUCCCGAUGAAGAAAACAAGGGAGAAGAAAAAGACAAGAAAAGCGGAAAGGGCGGCAAGAAGUGA
Seminavis robusta is the source of this 1224-nucleotide messenger RNA. Lineage: Eukaryota; Bacillariophyta; Bacillariophyceae; Naviculales; Naviculaceae. The record is from the annotation of a GenBank genome assembly.